GUUUGCUGUGUUGACGAAAGAGCUCAACGUUUGCCGGGAGCAGCUUCUGGAGAGGGAGGAGGAGAUUGCUGAGCUCAAGGCGGAGAGAAACAACACACGUCUGCUGCUGGAGCACCUGGAGUGUCUGGUGUCCCGUCACGAGCGCAGUCUGAGGAUGACGGUGGUCAAGCGGCAAGCCCAGUCGCCCGCAGGAGUGUCCAGUGAGGUGGAAGUCCUCAAGGCCCUCAAGUCUCUCUUUGAGCACCACAAGGCUCUGGAUGAAAAGGUUCGAGAGCGUCUCCGAGUGGCCCUCGAGAGGGUGUCCAUGUUGGAGGAUCAGCUAGCCGCGUCUUCUCAAGAGGUAAUCUCUUUAAGAGACCAAAUUAAAAGGCGUCAACAAGGGUUGGACGGCGGGAAAGAUCGAUUACCCAACGGUCCCGCUUCUGGCUUGGAGGACAGCGAGCUGGAAAGACAGCGGGAAGUAGAGAUAGAGCGUCAGAGAGCCGAACUCUCCCAGCUGAGAGAAAGACUGGCUCUCAUGUGCCGGCAGGUCGGCGAAAUAGAGGAACAGCUUGCGUCCGCCAGGAGGGAGGUGACAAAGUCGGAGGAGGCCAAUCAGAAGCUCCAACGGGAAGUGAAAGAGGCCCUUUGCCAAAGAGAGGACAUGGAGGAACGGAUAACAACACUAGAACGCAGGUACCUCAGCGCUCAAAGGGAAGCGACCUCCCUCCACGAUAUCAAGGACAAGUUGGAAAACGACCUGGCCAGCAAGGAGUCCCUCCACAGGCAGAGCGAGGAGAAAAACAGGCAACUCCAGGAGCGUUUGGACGAAGCCAAGCAGAAACUCCAGCAAACCUUGCAACGGGCUGAGACGCUGCCUGAGAUCGAAGCGCAGCUCGCGCAACGGGUUGCCGCUCUCAACAAGGCAGAAGAGCGCCACGGUAACUUUGAAGAGCGACUACGGCAAAUGGAAGCUCAGCUUGAAGAGAAGAACCAAGAGCUACAGAGGGCUAGGCAGAGGGAAAAAAUGAACGACGAACACAACAAACGACUCUCCGACACCGUCGACAAACUUCUGUCCGAGUCCAACGAGAGACUCCAGCUGCAUCUUAAAGAGAGGAUGGCAGCGCUGGAAGAAAAGAAUGCGCUCUCUGAAGAACUGGCUAAUAUGAAGAAAAUCCAGGAUGACCUUCUUGCUAACAAGGAGCAGCUCAUUGCUGAGCUGGAACGGAUCCAACUGGAGCUGGACCAGCUGAGGGGCAGGCCUGGCUCAUCUUAUUCCAGGGCGGGCAGCGUGAGCUCACUUCCAUCCACCUUGUUUCGAAGAUCUCUCCCAGGGAGCGCCUCGGAGCUGCGCUACCCCCAGGGCGGCGGCUCCCUCCCGGCCGGCUACAGCAGCUCCUCCGGCGGCGUGGUGGUCCGGCGGACUCACCGCGGCCGCUGGGGGCCAGCUAGGGACGACUGCAACAAGUAUGGCGAAUGGGAUAGUGGCAGUAUGAUGGGUCCAGGGUUUGAGGGCGUGGAGGGAGUCUGUUCGGACGACGAGGAUGACAGGGAGACUCUAUUUGGGUCAGAGCUGCUAUCGCCUAGCGGUCAGACGGAUGUGCAGACUUUAGCUAUUAUGCUACAGGAGCAACUGGAGGCCAUCAACAAGGAGAUUAAACUCAUCCAGGAGGAGAAGGAGAGCACGGAACUGAGGGCGGAAGAGAUCGAGAGUCGGGUGAGCAGCGUGGCACUGGACGCGUCCCCGAUUCCGCCGUCUUCGCUGGGAGGCCGAGACAGCGUUGGUCGGGGAUACAUGACCCCCUCCAUCACCUCCUCCACGCUGGCGUCUCCCUCGCCCCCCAGCUCCGGCCACUCCACCCCACGCCUGCCGCAUUCUCCUGCGAGGGAUACUGACAGACAGAACAGCAAAGACGGCGAAGAGUGCCGAGCACUCGCCUUGAUCGAUUCCAACACUCCCGCCGUCCCUCGAGCCCUGCGACUCGACCGGAUGACGCACACUCACCCGGGAGCGGGUCUGGAUGACCACAGGGAAUUUCGCAGUCUGUCUGCCGACGGCGCCAUCACGGCGAGCCAGGAUUCUCUCCACAAAGCCAGCAAAAAGAAAAGCAUUAAGUCCUCCAUCGGCCGUCUCUUCGGAAAAAAGGAAAAGGGGAGGAUCGGUGCACCUGGACGCGAGUCUACCUCUUUGGCCUCAACGCCUUCAGAUGACUUGGGCCCGGCAGACCCACUGGGCCUAGCUAAACUUGGGACCGGAACAGUUGAAAAAGACCGUCGCAGCAAAAAGAAGCAUGACCUACUCGAGGAGGCUUGUCGUCAGGGUUUGCCUUUUGCCUCGUGGGAUGGUCCGACGGUCGUUACGUGGCUCGAGUUGUGGGUCGGAAUGCCGGCGUGGUACGUGGCAGCGUGCCGCGCCAACGUGAAGAGCGGCGCCAUCAUGGCCAACCUUUCCGACACAGAGAUCCAGCGAGAGAUUGGCAUCAGCAACCCUCUGCACAGGCUCAAACUCCGGCUUGCCAUCCAGGAAAUGGUUUCCCUCACCAGCCCCUCGGCGCCGGCGAGCACACGUUCGUCAACCAGUAAUAUUUGGAUGACACAUGCUGAGAUGGAGUCACUCGCUGCUGCCACUAAGCCAGAACAGAAAGAGUUCAGCUGGGAUCAGAUCCUGGCUUACGGCGACAUGAACCACGAGUGGGUGGGAAACGAGUGGCUGCCCAGUCUGGGUUUGCCCCAGUACCGCUCUUACUUCAUGGAGUCACUGGUGGACGCCCGAAUGCUCGACCACCUCACCAAGAAAGAGCUGAGGGGCCAGCUGAAGAUGGUGGACAGUUUCCACAGGGUGAGCCUCCAUUACGGCAUCAUGUGCUUGAAGCGCUUGAACUAUGACAGGAAAGAGCUGGAGAGGAGGAGAGAGGAUAGCCAACAUCAGAACCAAGAUGUGAUGGUGUGGUCCAACGAGCGUGUGAUGUGUUGGGUCCAGUCCAUCGGUCUCAAAGAGUUUGCGGACAACCUCUUGGAGAGCGGAGUUCACGGGGCGCUGCUGGCUCUCGACGACACCUUUGACUACACUGACUUGGCCCUUCUUCUCCAGAUACCCAAUCAGAACACGCAGGCGAGGCAGCUCUUGGAAAAGGAGUACAACGCUCUCAUCUCCAUGGGAACAGAGAGGAGGCCAGACGAGGACGGCACCAAGACGUUCACACGCUCGCCCUCGUGGAGGAGGAUGUUCCGGGAGAAAGACCUCCGCGGCGUGACCUCCGACUCUUCGGAAACGUUACCGGCCAACUUCCGUGCCUCUGCGAUCUCCACCCCGUCCGUCACCCUGAGGAAAGUCCAAAGUGAAGUGAAUUCGGGUCAAAGAGGAGAGUCGGCAUCAGUGAGAACAUAUUCUUGCUAAGACAAAAGCACAUCAGACCUUGACCACCAACGUGAACCUGCGCAAAAAGACACAAACGACCCCUAGGAAAACGAAGACGAGAGCCAGGAGGCGACCAGCGACGCUCGAGUCGGACGUCUCGAAGAAUCCGAAACUGGACGUGAACGAGGUCAAAAGAUAUUAUGAUGAACGGAUGCCUUUUGAAUCAUGUCUCUUGUCUUUAUCUCUCAAUCCAUUGUUGUGGCAUGACGCUGUUUGAUUCUGUAGAACGUGACCAACGCCUAUCGUGAAAUCAACUUCUGUUUUUGAGUGUGCAAUGGCAAUACUGACGCGUUGAAUCUACAGUUUUUGGGUGGGGAGGGCGGGGGGGGGGUGCACUCCUGUUCAGAACAAUAAUUACUCCAAUUCUUUCAGGCGAACUGGAUGAUUUUGAUAACGAAUAACCAUGUCUUGGUAAAAUCACAGUUCAGGAUGGUUUUGGGUGGCGACACGUUCUGAAGCCAUAAAAUCGACGCGAGAUGCACAAACGUGAACGGGACGGACAGUGAAACAAUAAGAAAAGUGCUUUAUGACCCUUCGAAACUGGAACAUAACACAUUUGUGUUCAUAUGCAUGCCAAAAUCGACCAUUUGAGAGUGAACGUCAGUCAUCUAAUGAUGUGGAAGCUUGGGUAUAAGAACUUUGUAAAAUGUGUGUAUUUUAUUUUUAUCAUUUUUUUAAAAAUGAUAAUUGCUAUUGUAUGUAUGUACAGUAUGUAUGCGUGUAAACUAUAUGUUCAUUUCAUACUUAGUUCUAAGAUGGAUGGUCUUUUCCUUUGAAGCUAAACAAAAAGAAAUAUGUUUUAAACGAUGGACAGUCGAGAUAUACUACUUGUAUGUGUACAUUUUUGAAAAACAAAUUGUCCUAUGGGUUAAGUUGAUAUUACUGGAGAGUAGUGAUGAUAAUUGAAUAUAAUAUGAUAAAUAUAAUGAUCAUGAUUGUAAAAGCUGUAAUUAAAAAAAAACAA
Messenger RNA from Syngnathoides biaculeatus (alligator pipefish), 4364 nucleotides. RefSeq names its product liprin-alpha-3-like. Gene Ontology annotation, molecular function: protein binding. The record is from RefSeq and is a predicted model, not a curated record. NCBI's taxonomy places the organism in Eukaryota, Metazoa, Chordata, Actinopteri, Syngnathiformes, Syngnathidae. Bases 155 to 3379 code for a protein of 1074 amino acids. Gene Ontology annotation, biological process: synapse organization. Gene Ontology annotation, cellular component: presynaptic active zone. The transcript is spliced from 29 exons.